Molecule: messenger RNA, 6957 nt
Organism: Danio aesculapii
Lineage: Eukaryota; Metazoa; Chordata; Actinopteri; Cypriniformes; Danionidae
Gene: osbpl2a
Product: oxysterol binding protein-like 2a
Exons: 14
Coding region: 153-1556 (467 amino acids)
Cellular component (GO): cytosol; membrane; intracellular membrane-bounded organelle
Molecular function (GO): cholesterol binding
Source: RefSeq, a predicted model, not a curated record
UGUGUGUUCGCCCCACUGUCAGUCUUCCAAACUGGGCGCUUGUUUUCUGUCCCACCGGAGAAAGGAGCGAUCAGCUUUACAUUAUUGAAAGACCACAUUCAAGCUGUGAAACAAUGCCUUCUGAUUGACAUCAACAGCAGUAACUGUCCAUCAUGAACAGCGAGGAAGAGUUCUAUGAUGCUGAGACAGGAUUGGAAUCGGACGACUCAUGUGAAGUCAGCUUUAAAGAUGCCUGCGUUUAUGCUAGCAAACAGACGGCGAAUGGCAAAGUGCCAUCUGAGAAUGGAGUAUGGGAGAGGCGAACUACUCUGCCAGCGCCAAUGUUCUCCCGAAAUGACUUCAGUGUUUGGGGUUUUCUGAAGAAAUGCAUUGGAAUGGAGCUGUCCAAGAUAACAAUGCCUAUUGUUUUCAACGAACCGCUGAGCUUCUUGCAGAGGAUUACAGAGUACAUGGAACACACAUACCUCAUCCAUAAAGCUUGUACACUUUCUGACUCAAUAGAGCGAAUGCAGUUUGUUGCUGCGUUUGCGGUUUCUGCUGUUGCAUCUCAAUGGGACAGAACUGGAAAACCUUUUAACCCUUUAUUAGGAGAGACGUUUGAGCUUACAAGGGAGGAUGAAGGUUAUCGGAUGAUCUCAGAACAAGUGAGCCACCAUCCACCAAUCAGCGCCUUCUACGCGGAGUCACUCAAUCAGGACUUCUCAUUUCACGGCUCCAUCUACCCAAAGCUGAAGUUCUGGGGCAAGAGCGUGGAGGCCGAGCCUAAAGGCACCAUGACACUUGAGCUCUCCAAGCACAGAGAAGCUUACACUUGGACAAACCCUAUGUGCUGUGUGCAUAAUGUUAUUCUGGGUAAACUGUGGAUCGAGCAGUACGGGACUGUGGAGAUUGUAAACCACAGCACUGGGGACAAGUGUGUGCUGAAUUUUAAGCCAUGCGGCAUGUUUGGCAAAGAGCUGCAUCGGGUAGAGGGACAUAUCCAGGACAAGAGCAAAAAGAAGCAUUGGGUUAUGUAUGGGAAGUGGACUGAGUGCAUGUAUAGCAUUGAGCCAAAAGUCUAUGAAGCCAACAAGAAAGCGGAGAAGAAGAGCGGAGGAGAUUCCAAGAAACACAAGCAGGAUCAGGGCACAGGGGGUGAAGAUGCAGAUGAAAUGCCUGACGUCCAGGAGACAGUCACUAUGAUCCCGGGCAGUAAACUGCUGUGGAGAGUUGCACCUCGACCACCACAAUCCACAGAGAUGUAUAAUUUUACCAACUUUGCCAUGACACUAAAUGAGCUAGAGCCUGGCAUGACUGGAGUCCUAGCGCCAACAGACUGUCGCCUGCGGCCGGAUAUUAGAGCGAUGGAGAAUGGUGAUAUAGAUUCUGCAAGUCGAGAGAAAGAGAGACUGGAAGAGAAACAGAGAGCGGCUAGAAGAGAGCGUGCUAAAGAUGAAGAAGACUGGUCUACAAGAUGGUUCCAGCAAGGCAAUAAUCCGUACACCGGAACCGCAGACUGGAUCUACAAAAGUGGUUAUUUCGACAGGCGAUACUCAGAACUUCCAGACAUCUACUGAUUGAGCUGAGAAGACUGAAAGAGGCUUGAGAUUUCAUUCUUUCACUAAAUCCAUAUCAUCUCCUCUCCUUAAGCUCUUAUUUUUCUUUUUGUUUGUCUUUGUUGUAAUGUGAGAUUCAUAUGAACAGUUUUUCGGACAAAGCCUCUCCACCACUUUUACUCUUCACUCGAAUCUGGAAAUUCAGUGCGAAUGGAUUUUAUUUAUUUUGAGAGGUAGGGAAUGCCUUAUUUACUUUCUUUUUUUGGAAUGGAUGUUAGAUUUUGAGUUAAACAUUCUGCGCAGACCUCAAUACGUGUAGAAAUUGCUAGUUUGUUUGUAUGUGCUAACCUACCUUUCCAUGCGUCUCGUUAGUUACACUCAGGUGUUCAUUUAUGGGUACAAGUGGUUAGUGAUGAUGGCACCACUGCAGUGCCAUCUAUGAAGCUCUAUUUUUGUGUGAUUAUUGAAUCGUGCAGCUGCUCGGAACCGAUUAGGAAAGCAUUUUUGUGUUUUUGUUCAGACUAUAGGUGCAGUCACAGUGUAAGUUCAGCAAAAUUUCUCAAGCCAAAACAGUCUGUUAGUCAGCAGUAGUGCUGCAAAGAUUGAAGCACAGAUUACACAGAAGUUGCUCUGUUGAUCAGUGCAGGGAAUUCAUGAGGUAUGUUUACAUGACAUUUUCAACUAAAAUUGGGAGUGUAUGUAUUGGAAAUUUUGCCAUUAUCAUCUCUUUUUAAAUUCUGAAAAUGACUAUAUGACUGAAAAUUUUAACUGAAAUUAAUUGAAGUCUUUACAUGGAUUUCGUUUACAAACAUUUUAGUUUAUAGUUGAUUAUAAAAUGGUAAUUUAUAGUAUCUCAUAGUUAUUAAGUUUGUACUGUAAAUAUAAUCAACUAUUAAAGGCAGGACAUCGUUUUCUAUUGAAAGGGCACAUUGCUUUUCUUUGUGAGAUUAAAAUAAUUGAAGGAAAUAACUAUUUAUGGUUACUUGUUGAAUAUUUCAAAUACCUGAAAUCAAAAGCACACAUUGCUUGAAAUGGGCUAUAUGCACAGUUAGUGUUUUUCAGCCAAUUAUGAACUUCUGGCGAAAGCUUUAUGUGAUUAUUUUCAAUUUCAUAAGGUUCUUUUAGAACAUCGACGUUGUAAUGUAAUUCAAAUAUAUUCAGUUAAAUAGACUUAAGCAUCCAUUUGGUUAAAGCGUAAAGAGACGAAAGACCGUUUAAACGCAGGCGCCGUCAUUAGCGGCUGGCUAGCGCAGAAAUUCCAUUGAAAAUACUGGGGUAAAAUUAAUUUCCAUAUUUUAAGACAUGGUGUGGAAAAAUAUAAUUUAAUGCAGUGCUUCUUGAUUGGUUUGAUAGCCACUUUAUAUUGCAUCUCAGCCAGGCAGUGAAGAUCGCAGUUUUUUUUUUAAAAGAAAAUAGAUCUUAAAUGCAGCAAUUUUUGUAUGGAAUGACAAUUAACCAGAAGCCCUGAGGAUGGACUGAAUUUAAAAGUUUGUGUGCAUAUACCUCAUUAAGACAUCUUGUGAAAAAUUACAGUUUUAUUCUAAAAAGCAAGAUAUAAAAUAACAAAUUUUUGUAAACAAAAGUGGAAUAUAACCAGCAAACAAAAUGACAUUUUAAAUAAUCAAUAAACAUUUUAAAAUGUGUAAAGUAGAAAACAACUUGCAUCUCCUAUAAUUGAAUAUUAUUUAAAUAAUGUGAUGCGAAAGUAGAAAAUAAUAGCUAGCAUCUCCUGUAAACAAAUGUUUUAUUUAUGUGCGUGUGCUGUUCAUUUAAUAAAAAGCUUCUACUAGUACUUGCCUACUACUGAUUAUCUGUCAGGCUUCUGAAAAUUCAUUCUUCAUCCACUCGAAACGGAUUUGCUAAAGUGUAAGUGCAGAUGUUAAAGUCAAAAUGAAAUCAAAAAUGUAAUCGUUAGUUUGCUGUGAGUAAAAAAAUGGGAGGAGCUCAAAAAUAAAACCGCGCCCCCUACUCAAUAUUCAGUUGGAAAAACGUCAACAUACUGAAAAGUCUGCCACAACAUCCGGUUCAUGCCGACUUUAGGAUAUACUUUUACUGCAAAUUGUUGCUAUUUAGACCAAAUACAGAAGAAUCUGGCUAAGGAUAAAGGAUAUGAAUUACAUGUAGAGUUUAAGUUUGGUGCUUUAGAUUUGCUCUGCAGUCACUGACAUGAAUGGAAAAUAAAAGAAAGAAAACUAAUUACUGACAUGAUUAACUAAAUGAACAAUAAGACGAACUAAAAAACAAAACAAAAAGUAACCUACUCAGGGAAAUUAAGUCAGUAUUGGGUUCUGAAUUUCAGUUUCGAUUUCUUUCUGAUUGAUCAUCCAGCCCUAUAAAUGGUCAUGUCGUGUUCAGUCUGUAGGCAUGUGGACAUUGACAUCCAAAACAGCAAUGGUGGCCUACAGGACCUCAUGUCUAAUGUUCAUUUACAAAGUGACAUCACCACCUACUGGCCUGGAAUGCAUAACACAUUGUAUACCAUUCACUUAAGCCGCCUUUCCACUGGACACGACUGUCAGAACAUGUGCAAAACGUGUGAAAAGGUGGGAAUUUUCAAUAUGCAUAUAAAUAUUAAUAAUUUAAUUGUUUAUGAAUCAGACUCACGGUGUAGCCAAAAUCCCAUACUGUCUGGGGGACUAGGGGAAUAGGCAAGACUAGUAUGUAGUAGUCCCAAGACCUACUUUGUUUUUAAAUAAUAUUUUAUUUUAAAACUAAACUAUACACUGAUAGAACUAUAUAUAGAUGCCAUCUUGUGGUCAGAUACGGAAAUUCAUUCAGCAUGGGAACUGUUUUGGGAUUUUUUUAGAUGUUGAGUGUACAUGGGGACUCGUUUUGCUCUGCAUUGUGGGCACUUCAUGACAUCCACUAUGGAUUCGGACACCACUUAAAAUGGCUGCAGUGUUUGAUUUCAGACAUAGCACCAGUGUUUUAAUCAGGGAUUGUUUUGAUAACAGGGAGUACGUUUACAUGGACACCAAUACUCAGAUUUGAAUACGAUUAAGACAAUACUCUGAUUAAGAGUCUACCAUGUGAACAGCGAUCUUUGAUGAAUUUAAUCCAAUUAAGGUCGUAUUCAAACUAAUCAGAAAUGCAAUUAAGACAUAUGGAGUAUGACGAUUAUAGUCGCUUUACUGAAGUGCUAUAAAGACAUGUAAACACCGCAAUGAAAAUAUUACUAUUGUGUAAGAUUUUUGCCGCAUUUUGUGACAGUGUAGUCUAUACACUCACGGCUGUUUGACACUAUUCUCUGCACCUACUGAGUCAGUGAAGACCACAGACAACUGAAUCAUGAAAUGUGGAUGUCCCACUUCCCAAACAGCAUGCAGUAUCAAACUCCAUUGAAACAACACUUCCAGCAGUUCAUAAUCGCAUCCAAUAUCUUGUUUGUCACGGGGGCAUGCAUGAAAUGUUCCUCAAUGAAAGUGAAAGUGCCAAACUGCAGUUAAAGUCGACAAAUUAAAAAUGAAACACUCGUAAAAACAUGAAACCCUGCAGGAAAUGUGGAUAGCAUGUUAAUGCAAUGACGUUAAACGAAUUAUAUGCUAUAACAUAAAACGGGAUCAUGAAAGGAACAUUCAAAAAGCAACUCAUGAAAACGCCUUAAUCAUAUUAUUGUCUUAUUCAGAUUAAAGCAAAUAAUUCAACUAUUAAUGUCCAUGUAAACGUAGUCACUGUCGAUAAUAUGCUCGAUUUUUUCCAAAAGUGCAAAACAUUUCCAUAUUUAGUACUCGGUUGUCAUGUAAACAUACCAUUGAACACAAAUUAAAAUUCAAGACUGCAUAUAUUCAUAAUUAAAUGACUGAAUUUAGCCUGCAGGAAUCUGCUGAACAGAGCUAAUGUGACGCACCUUGAUGCAAUUUUAUCAUCUCCGUCUCCCUGAUCUCAGAAAAUGUGACUUCUAUUUUAGUAUGCAUGAUGAUGUACAGUAUAGUUCAUAGCUAAGCAUUCUGCCAGAUUCAGAGUAUCUAAGAAGGACAGAAAAUUCUUUUUUUUUUUUUUCAAAUCAUCCCACCUACGUUGUGAAAUGGCGGUUAUAUCUCAUUGUUAAGACUUUUUUGUUGUUUUAUAAACCAUCUCCAUGGUAAAGCGGAUUUUCUUUAAAAUGCUAAUAUUCUCAGUAGUUUAGAAUUAUUAGAAAUCUGUUGUUGUUUUUUUUGUUUGUUAUUUGACAGACUAAAAUGAAAGCUGCUUCUAAAAAAAAAAAUGUUUACUCGGUAAAAAAAAAAAAAAAGUUAAUACAGCUCAUUUAAAAAUUACAUUCUGUCAUCAAUAUUUUGAAUGGGUUUAUGAUUGCCAAAGCGAUUUUUCACCUCUACAAACUAAAGCCAUAUACUUAGUCAGGACUGCAAUGUUGUGCGAUACAUGGUGAUGAAUGAAGUGGAGAUGGGUGCUAAUCUCUUACUUUUUAUUUCAGCACUUAAUGGCUCACGAAUGUGAAGGUGCUUCACCUUUGCCCACAUAUAUACUGUAUAUACACACACACACACACUCACAUGUACCAAAAGUGCUCAGAAUGUGCUUCACCGCUUUUACGUGUUUGUGUUUUUGCCAUACAGCAACUACAAUUCUCUCCACACACACAAGUCAUAGACAAGAUGACCUCAGAGGAAUGUGAAAGACAGCGUGUCUUUAAUUUCGAAAACAAUACUGUGAUUUUUAACACUCACAACCCUCAGAAGCUAUGCAAAUACUGAUGGGAAUGUCUAUGUCUGUCUAUGAAUGAACAUGUGAAUAAGCUUCAUUGUUUGUGUCAAAUACUUACAAAGGUGUCAAGCGUGCUAGUACUUUUACAGAUUUACAGUUUUGCACGGCCGAUGAGUUGUUUUGAUGGAGACACAGGUGUGUGUAAACGCAGUGAUUUAAUAUACCACCGUCAUCUAAAUAUUAGAAAUGUCAUCGUCCACACUUAACAGGAGCUCAUCAUCUAUUGUGUAGCACAAGAGUAUUUAUCUUUAAUAUGUUACAUGUAGUGCGUACAAUUCCAACAGCCACUUUAAAGGAAAGCGUUAACAACUAUUUAUGGUGACUCUUUAUAAUGACUGCGCACUAUGAAUCCUUUAUUAAGCGUUUGCAAAAUAGUCAUCAUUUGUUAAGCAGUAAGUCUAGAUUAAUAGACGUUAGUAAGCAGUUUGUAAAUACAGCUACUGUAAUCUUGGCUUUUUUAUAAACAUGUAUGGGUAAUGUAAUAUAUAUUUAUACAACAGUUCUGUCUGGUUCUUGAAUACGAUUGGCUGAUAGCUGUGCUAUAUUCUACCAGUAACAGCACUCGUACCGCCUCUUCACCCCUUGUGAAUUACUCUGCCCAGCAACUAGCAGAGGACACUCUACAGUUUGACAAGUAUUGCAGCUGUUAGGCAACAUCAUGUACUUUUGAGGCUUUUUAAUGGAGAAUGGAGUUGUUUAGAUUGCAACUAUGCAGUUU